Molecule: messenger RNA, 246 nt
Organism: Danaus chrysippus (African queen)
Lineage: Eukaryota; Metazoa; Arthropoda; Insecta; Lepidoptera; Nymphalidae
Source: the annotation of a GenBank genome assembly
UUGCGUUGCACGUGUUAUUUUGAGUUACUCGCUCGAUAUCUGGAUAAAAUGGACAAACCCAACGUUCUAGCUCGCGUUGUUAAGGUCUUGGGCCGUACUGGAUCCCAGGGACAAUGUACUCAGGUCAAAGUUGAGUUCAUCGGAGAGACCAGCCGUCAAAUUAUCAGAAACGUAAAGGGACCCGUCAGAGAUGGAGACAUCCUCACUCUGUUGGAGUCUGAGCGUGAAGCCAGAAGAUUAAGAUAG